This is a messenger RNA of Eruca vesicaria subsp. sativa (arugula), 1764 nucleotides long. The record is from the annotation of a GenBank genome assembly. Lineage: Eukaryota; Viridiplantae; Streptophyta; Magnoliopsida; Brassicales; Brassicaceae.
GGACCAAUUUGCUGUGGAUUCAAAAGCUAAAGAAGAAGAUCUCUCGAUAACACGUUGUAACCAGAAUCCGUUUUUGCUCGUCCCUUGUGAUCGGCGCUUUACCAGUUUUGCGUUUUGUCGGUUUCUGAUCUUUUUCUUUUUUGUUUUCUUCCUCUCUGUCGCCAAUAUUCAGACAGAACCGACAACAGGUCUCGUUUAAUCCCGUUUCUAUUUCGUUAGAUGCAAGAAUGCAAUUGUGACGAAAGCGAAGGGAUGAACAUGUGCACUUGUUUGUUAACAAACUUUACACCUGCAUAGACAGUAGAUAAUCAGAGAGGUACACAGUGGGAAACAUGAGAAGACCCAGCCAAAUGAUGAAGCUUCUUUUAGCAUCUUUUUUUGGAGUUAUAGUUGGUUUCCUUAUGGGUAUUACUUUCCCUACUCUCACCUUAACUAAGAUGAAUCUUCCGUCCACGUUGUUUCCUUCCAUCGAUCUUGCAUACAUUGAGGAUAAAUACUCAGACUUAUCAAGAAAAAGACUCUUUAGCUCUUGGUCUUCCACAAAGAGCCCCAAACUCAAUAAAGACAUCCCUGAUCCACCCUAUACCUACAAUGACACUAAGAUAUGGGUUCCUACUAAUCCUCGUGGUGCUGAGAGGCUACCUCCAGAUAUAGUCACCCCUGAAUCAGAUUUAUACCUCCGUCGAUUGUGGGGUGACCCUAAUGAGGAUUUGAAAACGAAGCAGCGGUAUCUAGUUACGUUUACCGUUGGUUAUGGUCAGAGGAAAAACAUAGACGCUGCGUUGAAGAAGUUCUCAGAUAACUUCACUAUAAUGCUGUUUCACUACGAUGGCCGGGCCAGCGAGUGGGAAGAGUUUGAAUGGUCCAAGCGAGCCAUUCAUGUGAGCAUUAGGAAACAAACAAAAUGGUGGUACGCCAAGAGGUUUCUUCAUCCGGACAUAGUUGCUCCCUAUGAUUAUAUCUUUAUAUGGGACGAGGAUCUUGGCAUGGAACACUUUGAUGCAGAGAAAUAUUUGGCGGUGGUGAAAAAACAUGGUUUAGAAAUCUCACAGCCUGGGUUAGAGCCAUAUGAAGGUCUCACAUGGGAGAUGACAAAGAAAAGAGAUGACACUGAAGUUCACAAGCAUGCUGAGGAGAGGAAUGGCUGGUGCAGUGAUCCAAAUCUACCCCCUUGUGCAGCAUUCGUUGAGAUUAUGGCUCCUGUUUUCUCCCGUAAAGCAUGGCGCUGUGUGUGGCAUAUGAUUCAGAACGAUUUAAUUCAUGGAUGGGGUCUAGAUUUUGCGGUUCGAAAAUGCGUUCAGAACGCACACGAGAAAAUUGGAGUGGUAGAUGCUCAAUGGAUUAUUCAUCAAGGUGUUCCAUCACUGGGAAACCAAGGACAACAAGAGCAAGGGAAACAGCCAUGGGAAGGGGUGAGGGAAAGGUGUAGGAGAGAGUGGACGAUGUUCCAAGACAGAUUGGAUGAAGCAGAGAAAGCUUACUAUGAAGCAUCUGCUCACAAGAAUGUUUCUUCUUCACGACCUCACCGGUAACCAAAGACAAAAACUGUCUCUCUCUCAGACUUUCACUCCGUUGCUUUCGUUUUGUGUUUGUGGAAGGAGAGCAGUCUCUUUUAACCUCUCUGCUAAGGAAAUAUUCUAAGCACAUACGUUAAUUUUUUUAUUUUCUUUUGUUAAAUCAUAGUAUUGUAUGAGAACUCAGGGAGGAAAUAUAGAUAAAUAAUAUGCGCUUCUUACUUUUAUCACUUUAUAUAUAAAAAAAAAG